AUGCUGCCUCAUCGAGUAACACCUCGUCCGCUCCAGCCGGUCUCGCUCGCCGAGCUCGCCGCGCUCGCGCACUCAUCUUCUCUGCCCCCACAAGGCGUCUACAGGGCUAGCAUCCUCUCCGUACGCCCUUGGUCUCCGCACACUCGGCUCGGGCAGGUUACUCUGGGCGGGGUGAUAAGCGGCGAGGCAGGAGAUGCUGUUGUUGUCGAGCUGAAGGGUCUAUGGGCCGACAAGGCCAUGAGGCGGUUUCGCAAGGGAGACAUCGUGAUUCUGCUCGCGAAGGGCGCCGAAUUGAUUGAGAAGAAGGGCAAGAAGCUUGCGGAUGCGGCGGAGAAGGAGUUGGCGGUCAGGGUGCGGUACAGUCAGGGUUUGACGGGCUGGAUCAGGCGAAAGGACGGCACCGAGGAGGUCCUGCGGUACAAAGUCGCUACUCCAAAGCCGGCGCCGACUGUCCCUGCAAAACGACCUCACCCUCUCAAAGCGAUGGACGUCGACUCGCCUCUCCCUCUCCCAACAUCCAGACCUUCCGCCGUAACCCCCGCCUUGACGACCAAAGUCAGUCCGCCAAACGAAGGAGCGCGCGCGAAGAAGCGUCAGCGGCGGGAAGAGAGGCUCGGCUGGGGUUUCGAGCCGGCCGACAAAAUCACCUACACAAGCUUAGACAAGCUCGGCCACAUCGUGGAGAAGACGGACCGCACGAAGCUGCAAGCUCUUCGGGUUAACGUUGUCGGCGUGAUUGUGGAUGCUGGGGAGGGCAAGGCGCCCAGAGUUGAUGGACGAGACUGGUACCGCUCCUUCCUCAUCACCGAUCCGACUCGGCUGGACUCGUCAACUGAGGUGCAGUGGUACGCGAAAGGCGAGGGCGGUCUGCCCGAACCUCGCCUCGGCGAAGUCUUUGUCGCUCGCCAACUCGCCCUCAAGUCCUCCUCUACGCCUGCGAAGCCGAUCCUCCUAGCCGGCUCCUUCUCCCUCAUCCCGCACGCCCUCUGCUCCGCCUCUUCGCUCCUCGCCAAACCGCCCGCGCAAGAUCCCCUUCCUUCGGGCGACGACAUCGCACCCGCUACCAAAACUUCAAAUCGAUGCUGGCGGCUCAAGCUUGGCGAGGAGGAGCUGCAGUACGCAGCGCGCGUCGCGCGGUUCUUCGCUACCCAAGCGAAAGCGUCGACUCCUUCCGCCGCGAAGGGCGCUCCGACGCUUCCGCCUGGCGCGGCGAUCUUGCCGCCUUCGCUCGCAGCUUCCGUGACUGACCAUCUGAAGAAGCGGACGAGCGCAGGCGGGUCAGGCCGCGAGUUGUUACGGAUUGAGCAGAUUGAGGAGGGCAAGUUCUGCGACUUGCUCGGCAUGGUCACCAAGCUCCACUCCGACACCGCGUUGACCUCGCUCUCCCCGAAUCAAGCCGCCAGUCUCUACAUCACCGAUUACACGCCCCACCUUCUCCUGCACGACUACCCCUCCCCCUCACCCGUCGGCCUCCCCUCCCGUCUCACGCUGCAAGUCUCGCUCUUCGGCUCGCAAGCCGCGCCUCUCGCCGCGCUCGUCAAUACAAGAACGGGAGAAGCGACUCGCGGAGCGCUCGUCUUCCUUCGGAACGUGCGGAUCAAGGCGAACGAGUCGGGCGAGCUGGAGGGCACGAUGGUUGAGGAGAAGAAGUUUGCGGGGAGGACGGAUGUCGAGGUUGUGGAUCUGCGGAGGAAGGCGCACGAGGAGCGGUGGGGCGAGCGCGCGAGGCAGGUCCAGCGGAGACAUAGGGAGUAUUGGGCGGCGCAGAGUCUGGCGAGGCAAUGA
Rhodotorula toruloides NP11 is the source of this 1785-nucleotide messenger RNA. Its product is annotated as telomere-binding alpha subunit central domain protein. The transcript has 6 exons. The record is from RefSeq and is a predicted model, not a curated record. The coding region runs from base 1 to 1785 and encodes 594 amino acids. Gene Ontology annotation, molecular function: single-stranded telomeric DNA binding. NCBI's taxonomy places the organism in Eukaryota, Fungi, Basidiomycota, Microbotryomycetes, Sporidiobolales, Sporidiobolaceae.